UUUCCCUGCGCCACUGCGUGCUGGAUGUGGAGAGAGUCGAGGGCUGCGGAUCAGUGCUGGAGUACAACAUUUUGCAAGCAGCUCUGCAGAAGGAACACCUGUUUCAAUCCAGCCAAGCAAAAAAAAAAAAAAAAAAAAAAAAAAAGGCAAGACUUGUACGUUAUUUUGUCUGCUGGGUCACCGCCUCACAUUCAAACCCACCGGACACCUCUGCUCAUCAUUAAAAAACAAACAAACAAACAAAAAACCUUUCGGAUAAUACAUCUAUUCAUCAUAUCAUCAUAUAGAGGAUCAAAGUUUUAUGCUGGGAUUUUAUUUUUAUGUUUUGUUCUGCAGGCAACGAGCGAUAUAUAUACAUGUCCAUAUACCCAACCUGCUAUAUAUUCUCAUAUGUGUAUAUAUUUGCAUCAAGGAUACACGCUGAUGCAUGCAGUCUAAUAGUGUAAAGACAGCGCAUGUCUUUUUGGAGUCAGGAUCCAUAAUUCUGACGUAGUCUGUGUAUCUUAAAAAAUCGUGUACCGUCGGCUUUUAUUUUAAGUUGGCAUGGUCAUUCCUACCUUAACCCAAAUGGAGAAACUACGGAUUUGUAUUGUGAUCACAACCGGACGGGUUGAGGACCGUACCUGUUAAGAGCUGCGGGAUAUACCGUAUAUUUAUACAUUAUGCCAGUGUGUGAGUAUUGAGUGGUGGUUUCUUAGACUAACUGUGGUUUGACCUUGAACCUGUGUACCAGUCAAAACAAAAAUCUUACUUUUCCUAAUGUGUGUGUUUAAUGGAUUAAAAGCAGCUCCGCCUCGCCAGUAGCGCUGUCGCUGCUGCUGCAGGGAGGGAGUGGUGCGGAUACCUAGCAAUAAGAUCUCUUGGGUUGACACCAUUAUUAUUGUUGUUUAUUCUUGUUCUCUAAAAGCAGAAUCUUCUGAUGGCUCCUUUAGGUGAAGUUGGGAACUAUUUCGCUGUUCAGGAUGCGGUUCCUUUUGGGAAUGUGCCUGUUUUACCGGCGGAUAACCCGGUUUUCUUAAGCGAUCACCUGGGCCAGUCGGAAGCUGGGGGUCUCCCCAGGGGGGCUGCAGUAACGGACUUGGAUCAUUUAAAGGGGAUUCUGAGAAGGAGGCAGCUCUACUGCAGGACUGGAUAUCACUUAGAGAUUUUCCCCAAUGGCACCAUCCAGGGAACAAGGCAAGACCACAGCAGAUUUGGUAUACUGGAGUUCAUUAGUAUAGCAGUGGGCCUUGUCAGCAUUCGUGGUGUGGACAGCGGACUCUACCUCGGCAUGAAUGAAAAGGGGGAGCUGUAUGGGUCGGAAAAACUCACGGCGGAGUGUGUGUUCCGGGAGCAGUUUGAAGAGAACUGGUACAACACCUACUCCUCGAACCUGUUCAAACACGCAGACACGGGACGCCCGUAUUACCUGGGGCUGAAUAAAGACGGGACUCCACGAGAGGGGACUAGGACUAAACGGCAUCAAAGAUUUACACAUUUUUUACCAAGGCCUGUGGACCCCGACAAAGUCCCUGAACUAUAUAAAGAUAUUAUAAACCAAAGUUGAUAACAGGAGGUCCUUCCGUUUAGAGGAAAAAACAACAACAACAACAAAAGAAAACCAGAAACCAAACAAAACCACUCUAGAGAUUCCAUGCGGUGGGUUCCUGGUGGGUUCCUAUUGAUUAGCUGUGUCAUCACGUCCGCUCCACUGUUGCCAAACUUUUUUCGCAUGCAUAAUAUACAAGGGAGGAUUGAAAGAGACAUGCUGGAUUUGUUCUGCACUUAAACAAACGGUCUGUCCUGUUAGAGGAGAACCAAACUCGCCCAUCUGCUUGAUUUUGGUACGAGAGAAAGAGGAAGAAAAAGAGGCAGAGAGAGAGGAGGCCCCACAUGGAGAGAGAGAGAGAGAGAGAGAGAGAGAGAGAGAGAGAGAGAGAGAGAGAGAGAGAGAGAGAGAGAGGGACUGGUGCAUGCUGGGAGAUGGACACACGCUUUUAAGUUUUUUUUUUUAUCAGUUCUACUUCAUCUUGUAUCAGCAUAGCUGCCAUAACUUUUGAUUCGUCCGGAUGCAGGGCUGGUGACCCACUCAAACCUGUGCUGUAAUUAUAAUGGCAUGUAGGAUGCAGUCUUAAAAAAAAUACAAAUAAAGCAAGAGACAUUCAGUUAAUAAUGGCUCACCAUGGAGCAUAAAGACCUCUUAGAAAAAGAAAAGAAAAAAACAAGAAAAAAUAACUUACAUUUAUUUAUAGAAAACUUUCAAAGGCAACAUUAUAUUUAUUUUAUAUAUUUAUUUAUUAUAUAGAGUUUAUUUUUAAUGAAAUAUGUAUAGACCAAGAUCAAGGCAUUUCUGGAAAGCUUGAGGUUCUGUAAGCAUUUGGGAUGGUGGAGGACACUAGAAACCUGUGGUGCUGUGUGUCCAUGCAAGGAAGAAAGCAAAGAAGCGCACCCACACGAGCAACUCUAGGGAUCCUUGUACUGAAGGUGACAAUCUGUUUUUUGCCCAUAUUAUUGUAAUAAUAUGUUCACCACUCAUGACACUUGAGAAUUCACUCUGCUGACUGCUUGUUACGUAGCUUUCCCCCAGAGGAUUAAAGAUAAAGCUGGGUCUUAUCAUUUCUUUACCCCGUGUCUUUCAUCAUUUAUGCCUGUCAGAUAAAAGGGGUUCCUAUAUACAGCCAUGGUCAAAGGUUUGCAUCAUCCUAUAGAAUUAACACAUUCUGCUUCAUAAAGUCAAAUGAAACCUGCUGAAUAAUGU
Polyodon spathula (Mississippi paddlefish) is the source of this 2737-nucleotide messenger RNA. Its product is annotated as fibroblast growth factor 9. Gene Ontology annotation, biological process: lung development; positive regulation of gene expression; regulation of cell migration. Lineage: Eukaryota; Metazoa; Chordata; Actinopteri; Acipenseriformes; Polyodontidae. Gene Ontology annotation, molecular function: fibroblast growth factor receptor binding; growth factor activity. Gene Ontology annotation, cellular component: cytoplasm. The record is from RefSeq and is a predicted model, not a curated record. Bases 920 to 1546 code for a protein of 208 amino acids. The transcript has 3 exons.